CAUUGAGUUUCGAGAAGCUUAUCAGUGCCCAUUUCAUCACCGCCGCGGGGUAGCACUUGACCCCACCAACAGCUCGAUAUUUUUUCACAUUUUGGCAUUUCCAUCUUUCACCAGCAUACUCUUCACAUUCUAUAUAAGUAUAUACACGCAUAUAUACUUAAGCUAUUCGCGAUGGGAAAGCCAGGAGUUCUUCUUCUAGGAAAGAUUGAUCACGCACAUAAAGAAUGGGCAGAGAACGUAGAGUCAAUUGCAGAUGUCAAGAAGCCCAAAGCCGAGUCUCGAGCAGAAUUCCUGGAAGAAUGCAAGUCGGGGGCCUUUGAUGGGUGUGUGGCGGCGUAUCGAACAUUUUCAAGUUUUGCUAUCACUGGCAUGAUUGACGAGGAAGUUGUUGCUGUUCUGCCGAAGAGUCUGAAGUAUAUAUGCCAUAACGGUGCUGGCUAUGACCAAGUCGACAUUCAUGCUUGCACAGCUCGCGAUAUUCGAGUGUCAAAUGUUCCCAAAGCCGUGGAUGAUGCUACGGCAGAUACGAAUAUGUUUCUCAUCUUGGGAGCUCUGCGAGGGUUCAAUACUUCAAUGCUUGCACUUCGAGCCGGAAAUUGGAGAGGAGCCCCUGCACCACCACUCGGCCAUGAUCCUCAAGGCAAAGUUCUUGGUAUCUUGGGUAUGGGCGGCAUUGGAAGAAACUUGAUGAAGAAGGCUGCUGCGUUUGGCAUGACGACUCAAUACUACAACCGGUCACAAUUAUCCGAAGAACUGAGUGGAGGCGCCAAGUAUGUGAGCUUUGAAGAGCUGAUCAAGACUAGCGAUGUGCUUUCGUUGAAUCUUCCCCUGAAUAAAAACACUCGCCACAUCAUCUCCACCAAGGAAUUCGAAAUGAUGAAGCCGGGAGUUGUCAUUGUAAAUACCGCCCGAGGAGCCGUCAUGGAUGAAGCCGCCCUUGUUGAGGCUUUAAAGAAGGGUCAAGUUUGGUCAGCAGGACUUGAUGUGUACGAAGAGGAGCCCAAGAUCCAUCCUGGCUUGAUUGACAAUCCACAUGUCCUGCUCCUUCCUCACAUGGGAACCUGGACUGUAGAGACACAGACUAAGAUGGAAAACUGGUGCAUGGGCAAUGUUAAAAGCGCCAUCGAGACGGGAAAGUUGAUGAGUCCUGUUCUCGAGCAAAAGGACAUGUGAAUGGUAUAUGUGGGGU
Molecule: messenger RNA, 1189 nt
Organism: Mollisia scopiformis
Lineage: Eukaryota; Fungi; Ascomycota; Leotiomycetes; Helotiales; Mollisiaceae
Exons: 5
Coding region: 172-1173 (333 amino acids)
Cellular component (GO): cytosol
Molecular function (GO): NAD binding; glyoxylate reductase (NADPH) activity; hydroxypyruvate reductase [NAD(P)H] activity
Source: RefSeq, a predicted model, not a curated record